Cinara cedri is the source of this 480-nucleotide messenger RNA. The record is from the annotation of a GenBank genome assembly. Lineage: Eukaryota; Metazoa; Arthropoda; Insecta; Hemiptera; Aphididae.
AUGUGGAAUAGGCUGGUUAUAAUGUUUUGUUUUUGUUUUUUGAUUACUGGUAUCAGUUCUUGUCCAAAAAAGGGAAUAAAAACUACAAGUAAAGCAAGUCCUGCAGUUAAGCAAGUAGGUGAUAAAAGAAUUUUCUUUAAUUAUGAUGAAUUUAAUAUUACUGAGGCAAGUGCAGAUAUCUUAUUAGAUGUGAUAGCAGUAUUGCAAGAUAAUCCUGAUGCGCAAGUUGCCUUAACAGGUCAUGCUGACAAUCGUGGUUCUCAUGACUAUAAUCUUGCUUUAGGCGCUAAAAGAGCGGAUUCAGCCAAAAAGUUUAUGGUUAAUUGCACGCCAUAUUUGGGAAAGAGGAUCAAAACUGCUUCUAAAGGAGAGACAGAACCUUUAGUUCAAGUCAAAGAUAACUCUAAAAAUUCGAAAUAUGAAAAAGAACAUGCUAAAAACCGCAGAGUGGAAUUUUCGUUCUCUGGGAUAAAAAAGUAA